This is a messenger RNA of Brugia malayi, 1416 nucleotides long. RefSeq names its product cytosolic purine 5-nucleotidase, putative (gene Bma-dyf-13). Gene Ontology annotation, cellular component: ciliary base; ciliary basal body; intraciliary transport particle B. Gene Ontology annotation, biological process: intraciliary anterograde transport; intraciliary transport involved in cilium assembly. The record is from RefSeq and is a predicted model, not a curated record. Gene Ontology annotation, molecular function: protein binding; intraciliary transport particle B binding. NCBI's taxonomy places the organism in Eukaryota, Metazoa, Nematoda, Chromadorea, Rhabditida, Onchocercidae. Bases 1 to 1416 code for a protein of 471 amino acids. The transcript has 11 exons.
AUGAAUACUGAUGAGUUGACAGAACUUUGGUUUGGACAUUGUGCUUUUCACGCUGGCGAAUAUCGGAAAGCAAUAUCGAUAUACGAAAGAAUGCUAAUUAGGAAGAAUUGUCCACCGGAAGUAAAUGUUUAUAUUGCUUGUUGCUUCUUUUUUCUUGGCUUAUGUGCAGAAGCUAAACAAUAUGCAGAAAAAGGUCCAAAGAGUGCACUUCAAAAUCGUUUGUUAUUGCAUCUAGCAUAUCGCCUAAAGGAUGAAAAGCAAUUGCUAGUAAAUCGUAAUAAUCUACAAAGUACUGCUGAAGAUCAGUUAUCACUUGCUGCAAUGCAUUAUUUAAAUUCACAUUAUCAGGAAGCUAUUGAUAUCUACAAAAAAAUUCUAGCUAAUAAAAAAAAUUUUAUUGCAUUGAAUGUCUAUCUUGCUUUAUGCUAUUAUAAGCUUGAUUAUUACGAUGUUUCACUCGAAAUGCUACAACUUUACUUGAACGAAAAUCCGGAUAGUGCGAUUGCUAUAAAUUUGCGAGCCUGCAAUCAUUACAAAUUAUAUAAUGGCAAAACUGCAACAAAAGAACUUCAGAAGUUAAAAAAUGUGAAAGUUUCGACUUUUACAUAUGUGAAGGAUCUCAUUUCCCACAAUACGGUCGUCUUUUAUGACGGAAAUGCAGCACUUCAAGUCUUUCCACCAUUAAUGGAUACUUUGCCUGAAGCAAGAUUGAAUUUGAUAAUUUUCUAUUUAAAAAGAGAUACAAUUACUGGCCGACAAGCUAUGGCGUCCUCUUACUUUUUAAACAAUCAAUUUGACGAAGUGCUCGUUUAUUUGGACUCAAUCAAGACUUAUUUUCACGAUGACGAUACAUUUAAUUUCAACAUUGGCCAAGCUUUAUUAGCCUGUGGUAAUAGCUUAAAAGCUGAAACUAGCUUAUUGUUGGUUGUAGACGAAGAAUUGAGACUAAAGCCAGCAUAUUUUCUUAGCCUUGCUCGUGCUUAUAUUCAAAAUGGUAAGAGUGACUUAGCUUGGGAAAUGUAUGGAAAAGUGAAGAAUUGUGAUGAUAGCUUUCAACUAUUAUCUAUAAUUGCGAAUGAUUGUUAUAGAGUAUAUCUUUUUGAUUGUUUUUUUUUUCAAAAAAAGAGAAAAAAAGAUUUAAACAAGAUAUAUUCGCAUAUAACAAUUGGUGAUUACUUGUACUCAGCAAAAUCUUUUGAUUCCAUGGAGAUAACUGAACCAAAUCCUGAAUAUUGGGAAGGUAAACGUGGAGCUAUUAUUGGAGUGUUCAAAUUGGUGGUAGAACAAAAAGCGCCACUUGAUCAUCUUCGUGAAGCGAUGAUUUUGUUAGAAAGGAGUACACAUCCACAGGUUGAAUAUAUUGCUAAUAUCAUCCGAAAAUACAUCCGAAGAAGUAAUUUGAAUUGUGAUUUCUAA